GCUCACAGCUCAGCCGUCUGACUUCCUAUGUGCAGCUGUGCAGUUCAUCCCUUUUACAUCGUGCGCAUCUUCUGGUUGUUUUCCUUCUCUACCAGAGAGGGCGCAGUGACUUGCUCUGCUCAGAAGAACAAGACACUUGCUUGUCAUUGUAAAGUGAGGAGCGUUCAUGCUGGAGACCAGGCAAUCAAGAAGAGGAAAAAAGACAGUAGUUUGCUCCAGGCUGACAGAUAUUAAUCUACAAAAUGUGCAGCCAGCAUGCUGCUUGUAGGACAUAAAUAGAGUUCUGAAGACUGGAAUUGGUUGGGAGAAUUUUGUGAUUUUGUUUUUUCCUGGCAAAAGGGACAUUUGAGUUUGUAAGAUACUUUAGAUUGUUUUUAUGAAUGCACAGGAUCACAGCCAUGAAAAUGUGCUUAGUGAUAAUGUUAGUCCUGUGUGGAAGCACUUGUGGUGAAGGCCAAGCUGCACUUCACGGAGCACCAAUGGGAACUUUGGAUUUUGGGUAUGUGCCUGCAGGGAAUUAUGAAACAAAUACUUACUAUGAUCCUGGAGCCAUAGGAAUCCUGUUUCAGAUGGUCCAUGCAUUCCUAAGUGUAGUACAGCCAAAUCCUUUCCCUCAUGACCUUGUCAUAGAAGUAACACAGCAAAAAAUUGUAGGAUUGCAACGCAACUAUAAGAAGGUGAUCCAUUAUGAGCUUGGUUUCAUUAUAUGCACUGUCCUGGGAAUACUGUUUUUCCUUCUCGUGCCUGUUGUGGGGCUUUGUUUCUGUUUAUGCCGUUGCUGUGACAACUGUGGUGGAGAAAUGCACCAAAGGCACAAGAAAAAUGCUGACUGCCAGAGGGGAUGCCAUGCAACACUCCUUUUUAUUACUUCUCUGACAAUAAGUGUUGGACUUCUGUUUGCUUAUGUCGCCAAUCAAAAUCUUUCCACUCAAGCUAAGGGAAUUACAAAACUGGUCAACAGCAACUUUAAAGACUUAAGAACGUUAGUCGAAAGUGCCCCAGGGCAAAUUGAGUAUAUGGCAAACCAGUACAACACAUCCAAGGAAAGAGCCAUUUCAGACUUGGACAACAUCAGUUCAAAACUUGGUUCCCGAAUUCAGGAGCAUUUGGGUAAAGAUGUUCACCCUGCACUUGAUGCAGCUCUAAGCAUGGCAGGAGCAAUCAGAGAAACUAAAGAAGCCUUAGAGAACGUGAACAUUUCUGUGGAGGUUUUGCAAGAAGGAACAAGUAAGCUUCAAGGCAACCUGACAGAUGUACGAAGGAACCUGAGCAACACACUUAGUGACCCAGCCUGUACUGCUCCAACAGCACGAGAAGCUUGUGAUAGUAUCAGACGUAAACUAGAUCAACUCAGCACUGAUGCAAAUUUCACUGGGGUCCCAGGACUGAACCCUCUAUGAAUGAAAAUUUGCGAUGUGAUGUAUAUAGAUUUAACUUCAGCAUUUGACAGGGGAUACACAGCAUUUAAUGAUACUCCGGAAAUAGUAAAGAACCAAACUAAGAACAUUGUAUCAGAUAUUAAGAAUGCUCUGAACUCAGUUGGCUCCAAUAUCACAGAGCGUACUAAGAUGUUUCCCAUCCAAGAGGGAGUGUCUAAUAUUACAAGAAUUAUCACACAAAACCAGGCAUCUGUUCAGAAUUAUUUUCCUUUAAUAGAACAAUAUGACUUUUACAGGUGGCUGUUUUGCAUUGCUCUUUGCUGCAUGGUGCUAAUCAUCCUUGCUUUUAACUACCUGGGACUGUUGUGUGGUUACUGUGGCUAUGACAAAAAUGCCUCUCCGACAACCAGAGGCUGCAUCUCCAAUACUGGUGGCAAUCUGCUUAUGGCUGGUGUGGGAUUUAGUUUCAUCUUCUCUUGGGUACUGAUGAUUAUUGUGGUGCUAACUUUCUUCAUUGGAGGAAACAUAGAAAAGCUUGGCUGUGAGCCUCUGUCAGACGGAUCCAUAUUCAAGAUGCUGGAUACUCCAUUUAUUCUGAAUUCACAGUGGCGGAACUACCUUCCUGGCAUCUUGUAUCAAAAUCCAGAGGUGAACCUCACAUUUGAAAAGGUCUACAGAAAGUGCAAAGCAAAUACUGGAAUUUAUACUGCUCUUCAACUGGAUAAUCUUUACAAUAUCAGUAGCUUUCUUAAUAUUAGUAUGUACACUAAGAAUCUGACUAGCAAGUUUGAUGAUAUUGAUGUGGAUCUUGGCAGUAUUGUCUUACUGGAUCAUGCAGGAAAACAGAAUCUUCAGAACUUCACUGACAGUGGCAUUGGCAGUAUAAAUUAUGCUGCUUUUGAGAAAGAGGUUAACAAGGGUGUAACUAAAGUAGACCUUCUGACAUUUGCAAAUGACAUUGAAGCAAAAGCAGAUACACUGCCAAAAGGAGCAUUAGAAAAUGCCUUAAAAGGUCAUGCAAGCAGUAUUAGAUCAAUUCAUAGUAAGCAAGUUGUCCCACUGGAGCAAACCAUGAGCACUUUGAAUAAGAGCAUUCAGAUCUUAAAAACAACAUCUUUGGGACUUUCGCUAAAAGUCGAAAAUGUAAUUACUGCUGUUGAAACCGCUCAGAACCUCAUCACCAAGAAUGCGUCCAGAGUUGUCAUACAGGAAACUAAGAAAUACAUGGAAGUAAUCAUUGGCUACUUUGAACAAUACCUAAACUGGGUGAAAGAUUCUAUUUCUAAGGAAGUUGCAGGAUGCAAGCCUGUUGCAAAUGUAGUAGACACUGUGGACAUAAUUGCAUGUAGUUACAUAAUGGACUCGAUGAAUGCUUUCUGGUUUGGUCUGGGAUGCUGUACAAUAUUUCUAAUCCCAAGUAUUAUUCUUGGUGUGAAACUGGCAAAAUACUACAGAAGAAUGGAUACAGAAGACGUUUAUGAUGAUGGUAACACUGUCCCACAAAAACGCUGUAAAUGAACAGUGGCAAUGAGCACUGGACCUUCCAAAGCAAGAAUUCCUGGCAGCAGAAGAAAAAUCAUUUCCAUGUAACAAAUAUAAUGACCAUUAGAAUCACUGGACGUUUUAUUCUUCAUUUCCUCCACCUUGGCACUUUAGAGUUCAAAGUCAAAUUGUUUCUGAUUUUUCAUAGAUGAUCUGUGGAUUUCUGCAAGCUGUUCUCGUCUGUCAGGUGUAAUAGUAAAAUAAUAAUAAUGGGCAGUUAAGACUUGCGUGCAGAUUUGUUUUUGUACUUUUUUACACUUAAAUUUUGUAAACUUAAAGCAAAAGAGUCAAAUGACUUAUUGCCCCAUAUCAUGGCAUCUUUUUUUCACCAACUAUUAUAACUAGCUCUCUGUUUGGUUAUAAAAUUUACUUUUUUGACUUAACUGGUGUAAAUCUGUUUUACCUAGCUGUUUAUACACGCAAACACAAUACUAGAUUUUGUACAAAUUAGGUAUUUUGUAAUUUGUAUAUACAUUCUUGUUAAAUAGUUUUUUAUAUAUAUGGCAUCAACAUAUUUCCCUGUUAGUAUGUUUUAAUCCUAUAUAAUAAUAAUAAACUUUAUAGUAACAACAAUAACUUUCAAGCUUCCCCAAUAAAAUGAAAGAUACAGACACUUAAAUUGAGAGGCCUGUUGUGACAGAAACAUGCAACAUGAAAACAGUAUAACAAAUACACUUCUAUACAAAGUAUGCCCUUAAUUUAGCAGCUUUAGUUGCAGUUGAUCUGUAUUUCAGUACCAUUUUAAUUUACCAUUUGUGAAAGAUUAAAAAAGAAUGGAGUGUUGAGGCGGAGCACAAGGGGUCACUUCGGUAAUCUGGGUGAAAUGAGAGAUGUGAAGAUAAAAAAUAUAUAAAGGCUGAUUCCUUUUUUGCAUAAAAUGUUGUAUUGUUUGGAUGGCUGUUGCAAUUUACAUGUGAUAUAGGUGAUACAGCUCAUAGUCGUAUGUCUAAACAAUUUGUUAAUUAACUGCCCUUAAAAUCAGUAACGUUCUUUUCAUUUCAUGUCUGAUAUAUUCAAAUGCUAAUAACAUUAAAUAACUUGAACAAAAUGUUUAGUUUUGGAAUUUGUAUUGCAUGUAUGGUAUUUAUCAUUUUGGAUAUUUAAGAUGUCCGCAUAUACAUACAGGGGAGAAUACAGAAAGUAUUGCUUCCUUGAGGUGCUGCUUAUUACUGUUUUUGUUUUCACAUCAUUGCACUGAACGUGGCUGGAUAUGUAUCUUAGUGUCAUGUUUUUGCAAUUACGUACAGAAAUCUGUAUAUGAGAUAUGUAACUAGCAACUUUAGCCACAGUCUGUCAGACAGGGUACAAAUUAAGAAAUAUUAACUCACUUUAAGUAGCGCUGCACCGUAGUCCUGCAGAUUCUGUGUCCUCACCAAAAUUUGUGUUCUCUGGUUAUUUCCAAUCUGUUUAUUGCAGAACAUCAGACUGGAGAUGUGCAUAUGUUUAGUGGAAACUCUACUCAGGAAAAUUACAUUAGCUCUUUUUGGAAAAUGUUUGCCUUUAGGUAUGUUGUAGAUCAAAGUUUACUGUUUAUUUCAUACUGAAUUGUAUAGUGGAACUGCCACCAAUCAGAAAGAUAUAAUGAAUCUAGUCUUAAGUCUUGUAGAUGUUUCCCAACACAUUUCUCUAAAAGAAUAUAACUGCUGUACACAAGGUCAGUGAUUGUGUCUUUUGUGCUGUCUUUAUCUUCCCUUCUGCAGAAUAUUGACUGAAAAUGUAUUUAAAUGUUUAUUCAGUGAUGAUGAUGAUGAUGAUUUCACAUACCUUUUUAUUUAAACUGAUUGCUUAUAACGGUGCACUGUACAAAACAAAAAUGAUGGUAACAUGAAUAUAUCCUUAAGUGCGACUUAAGCUUUUUCAGCCUUUGUGAAAUGUUAGAUUCCACCACCUAUACAAACUGAAUACAGGAGUAGUGAGAAUAACUUCUGUUAUUAGAGUGAUAAUACGGUGAAUGCCUGUGAUGAAUGUAUUUCUAAUUCAUUUAGCCUAUUUACCUGGUAGUAUUGAUUUCAACUAGCUGCUAAUUUUUGUAGUUUAAAAAAAUAUUAGCUGGUGUGUUCUAAAAAGUGUAGCAAAUUAAGAGUAUUAGUAUUUACUCAAAUGUGAGAGAGAUAAGGAAUAAACAAUAAAUAGUAGUAAACUACCAAUUAUAGAUGGUAGUGCCUGCUAUCAUGUAGAAUGAUCCCAUCAAACACACACAUACCAAAUUUCCCUACAUUUAAUGUUGCUAAAGCUAUUAAAGUGGCUAUGUUGACCUUCAAAUGCUUGUUUACUUGAAAUAAAUUGUAGUACUCACGAUAAAUGUAUUAGGAACAGCCAGUUAUCGGUUGGUAUUAAGAACAAGUGUACAAAAUUAGGAAAUUAUUUUUACAAUAAAGCAGUCAGCUUGAAUCGUAUACCAUUGGAAUUAAGGAAGACUGAAAGUCUAGAAGUGAUUAAAAUUAAAUUGGAUACAUGGUUUGGUGAAAAGGUCUUUUUGGACAUUGGCUAGAUAGAGAGACCUGUAUAUAAUGAUUUCUACUGAGGUCUAAGGCCAUAUUUGUAACUUUGUAAUGGUUUCAGGCUAUACCUGUCCAUUUGUGUAAAACAUGCGUAGUCAACAAGAUACUACAGGUUAUACUGCAUUUGAUUUAAUGGCUUUUAAAAUAUUCAUUUCCUGUACACUUCAGCCAUGGGUUCACUGUUUACUUACUGAUAGAUAUGCCAGUGGUGAAAAGCAUGAUUUGACUCCUUUGUUUUAGAAGCAUUAUUUGGGGCACAGACAGAUCUUCAAGUGCUCAUGCCACUCUGCUGUUUGCAAACUGACUGGUCAUCUCCUUUUAGUAAGUAAGCUUGCAUACCUUUCCUUGAGAUCACUGUUACAGUAGUCCUGUUUAUUGGAAGUUGACUGCUAGGUGUCUGUGUACUUCUAUCCCAAUGUCUGGAGAUCAGGAUCUUUCACCUCCACAAAGACUAUGCCCAGACUCUGGUAUGCUUGUACGUUGCAGUAUAAAGUGAGCACUUGCCUGCACCAUUUCAUCUUGAAUCUUUUUGUUGAGAAAAGUGUGUGUGUAUCUCUCUCUCUAAUUACAAGGUUGUCUAUCUUCAGAGCACAGGAUACAGCUAAGUAAUCCCUUGGGGGAACCCUUUCCCUUCCUUUGAUUUACUGUUUGAUAUAGGUAUUCCUGAUUGUUGUAUUUAGAUAGCUAUAUGUCUUGCCCCAAAAAGGGUAUUGGGUGCUGACCACAAUGUCCAGAAAUGUGACGUCCCUAAAAAAGGAGAAUGUAAAAUGUGAUGCAGGAGAUGUAGCAGUAUCAUCAGGUGCCCCUGAUCAGUCUGAGCAUGCUGGUUCUGGAUAGGAUCUGCACAGCACCUAAACCAGACAUUGUCUAUUCCCCAGGUCACUGGCAGCGCUUCUUUGGAGGACACCAUGCCUGCAGAUCUGGGUAUGUCCAGCUGGACUGAUCCACUGGUGUGUUAUCCUUGGAUGCUUGACUACAGGCAUGUGCAGAGGAGGCCCAGAUUAUCACAUAUGAGAGGGUGGCACCAAAAGAUUUUCAUCAGAGAAGAGGUAGAAGGUUAGGAUAUUGAUGUCUAAUCGUCAUCUAUAGGGAACAGGACUUUUGGAGCAGACGACUCUUAAUGUUUAUCGAUUAAACUAAGCACGUCUCCCCACCACCUGCCACCUCAUAGAUGCCUGGUGGGUCUUCCCAUUUCCCAGGUUCUCCCUGAACAAUGGUUCAUCUUGGGUCAAGGUAUACUAAAGGUAUUUAGAGGCCGUUCACCAAGAUGAUUCAUCUUCAGUGUCUAUCUCCAAGAGGAAGUAGGAUCAUUCUGCACAGAAGAGCUCCCAGAAAGUGAAAAAGAAGAAUUUUUUUCAGACGUCAUCUCUGGUACUGGCACAGAGGGCACCAUGUCUUCAGAUUCCCCUUCAGAAAAGACCUCUGGAGAAACUUUCAAUAGAAGCACUUCUUCCAGUUUGGCGGUAGGAGGCAUCUGAUGCAAAAGAGCAAUUUUACUUCAUCAGGCCCGGAUACCUGCAAAUCAGUGGCUGUUUCUCACAGCUCUGCAUGGCAGAUGCAUUUCUCAGCCUCUUGCUUCUGUGAAACCUGACAGGUUCUAUAGGGUGCAGAAUUCCCACAAAUUUGUUUAUAGGAACCCAGUGGUGGAUCGUGUAGUAGUGCCAUGGAUCCAGAGAAGGUGCACAGGUCGGUUUCUGCUCUUUGUACACUUCAUGGUGACAGAUGUAUAGGAGGACUUUGUACAAAUUUGUGAAGAAAGUAUGCAAAUCUGAUUCACUGGCCUUCGGAGCUAUCACCUGCUAGACUCAUAAACCUAAGCUUCAGAUGGGUCUCCAUUACCACCUGAGAGAGAAAAUAGUGAUUUCUGAUGGUGAUCUGAGGGCAAACUAUUAGAGCUCACAUGGAUUAUAAAACAAGUGGUGAAACACUCAAUUAUGUAUGUAUAUGAUACUGUGGAUAAAGCAUGCAGGGCAGCAACCAUGGGUUCUGUGGUUAGGAGGCAUGCCUGACUUUGAUUAUAAAUCCUACCAGAUGAUGUCAAAGUGCAACUCCGUAAUGCCCCAUUAGCUAAGGGCUUGUUCUAUGGGGCCUCAAAUCUGAAUUGUUAAAAAAAUGAAGGAAAGAGUUAAGUAAUAGAGUAUAAACCAUUUUUGUCAUCCCCCAAUGCCACAGUAUGAAAAGAAUUACCUUUCCAAACCAUACCUUUUAUUGCAAGCAAGAAAAGGUUAAAUUAGGAAGGAGUAAGAAAGGCCAGUUUAGAAAGAGAUGACAGGGACACUACAAGGGAAAACCCUGAGACCUUAGGGCUAGGAAGAAUUUAUCAGUGUCUUGCAACUUGAGCUCCAUAAUAAAAGAAAAUGUGUGUGUCAAAUCAUCAUAGAGGGAUACAGAUUGCAGUGUGAAAAACUCCCACGCAUGGAAGGGAUUCCCAUGUGCCUAGCUUGGUCAAUGCUAAUAAUACAAGUGAAAAUGCCACUACUGUGGCCUGCCUAAAUGUAAUUAAUACCCAAGCCAUUCUGGAAAGAGCCAUCUGUAUAUCAGAUCGCACUUUGAUGAAACACCGCAGGAUAGAAUUGACUCUAGAGUUAGGGCAGGCUUUGCUGCAAUUAUCUUGCAGGGCACACUGCAUUCCAGACACACUUCUCAGGCUACCGUCUGUCUGGUGUAAAGCUCUGGGAAUUUUCCUAGUUGUAAGAAUGACUGCAACACUGUUUUUCUGAAGAGCAUAGUACAAUUAAGUAGGAACUUAUUCUAGUAGUACAUGUUGAAGUAGAUUGGUGCUACAGUACUAUCACCCUCCCACCAUCCCUUCUGCAUUUUUUUUUUAUGCACAUUCAUUGCUGGAGUUGGGGUGCUUGCACCUUCCUUAUCAUCUUUCUUUGGUCUGCUGUGAUCUGGUUAGUGGUUAGGUAGCCUUAUUACUGGCCCCCUUCCUUUCUUCACUGUUUUUGAUUCAUCCUUAUGCAUUCUGAUUUCUGUAUACCUGUGUAAGUCAUCCCUUGACUUAACUUUCACUUCAAGGGCUUUAGCAUCUUUUACUGGAUCAAGAAAGCUCUGAAAUGGCACAGACAGAGGCCCACUUUAUACUACAGUGUAAGGAUGUACCAAAAGCUGAGCGUAUGUUACAGUAGGUGAGAAGGAUCCUGAGCCCUAUAAGCUAGGCCUGAUGUAUGGAGACACCCAGAGUCCCAAUAUUAAGGACUUAAUUCAACAGUGAUAAUAUUAUGGUAAGUUCCUACACAGCUGUACUUUUCAUGAGUGACUGGAUACUUUAGAGAAAUGUGGCAGGUAGGGGAGUUUUCUUUGGGAACUGUACUGAAAUUUGAUUAUUGUUUUCAUUACAGUUGUCCGACUCUGCAGAAUAAUAUAAUGUUAAGAUUGAAAGACUGCAUUUGUAUAUAAUGUUCACAGAUGUUUUACUGAAAUAAAAGGCUUCUAUUUUUAAAUUGUCCAUAUUCAGUGUAUUAAA
Protopterus annectens (West African lungfish) is the source of this 8891-nucleotide messenger RNA. RefSeq names its product prominin 1 (gene PROM1). Gene Ontology annotation, cellular component: prominosome; apical plasma membrane; microvillus. The record is from RefSeq and is a predicted model, not a curated record. The transcript is spliced from 26 exons. Gene Ontology annotation, molecular function: cholesterol binding. Lineage: Eukaryota; Metazoa; Chordata; Ceratodontiformes; Protopteridae.